UCAGCGAAUCGCUGUGGUUGCUACUGAAAUGGGAAUAAUUUGUUCUGGAACUGGUUUGAGCCGUCUACUGUUUGGCCUGGUAUUUCUGUUCAGCGCCACUGCCGAUGAAAGGGUUCAAAGUUCCCGCAUUUUGGCCGUGUUUCCCUUUCCCGGCCGAUCGCAGUACAUAUUUGCCGAACAGUAUCUAAAAGAACUGGCUAAAAGAGGUCAUAAUGUAACCGUUAUCAAUACAUUUGGCGGUGAUAAAACCGAACCCAAUUUUCGGGUAAUUGGUGCUAAAAAAAUUCACGAAAUAAUGGCAGCAUUUGGAAAUAUGGACUACAACCAAUCGGCAAGUAAAUGGAAAGUCUUGACAAUGACGACGGAGUUCCUGAAUCUUUUGACCACCAGUGUUUUGGAUGAUCCAGCUGUAAAGGAUUUGUUAAAAAGUAGGGAGAGUUUUGAUUUGGUUAUCAUGGAAACGGUUCAAAACGAAGCUCUCUUCGGGUUAGCCCAACAUUUUGGUGCCCAGACCAUAGGAAUCUCAUCAUACGGAACAGAUACUCACAUCGAUGAGUUGAUGGGCAAUAUAUCCCCAUUAUCCUAUAAUCCCAUGUUGCUAUCAUCGCGAACAGAGCGAAUGGAUUUCCAGGGUCGGCUGCGAAAUGUGGUGGAAGCUUCAAUAAUGUGGCUGCACAAAAGGAUUGUUCACCUUCCCACUCAGCGGUAUUUGUAUGCGAAAUACUUUCCAACUGCCAACAAAUCGUUGGAGGAAGUUUUGGAUAGCUUUUCACUAAUGCUGCUGGGUCAGCACUUUUCGCUAAGCUAUCCACGUCCCUAUUUGCCCAAUAUGAUCGAGGUGGGGGGUCUGCACUUGCAACAGCAGCGAAAGGUUCAGCCCUUACCGCAAGAAUUAGCGGAUUUUGUAGAGAAAUCUGAUCAGGGAGUAAUAUAUUUCUCCAUGGGUUCUAAUAUCAAGAGCGCCGAUUUACCGCCAGCCACUCGUCAAGUUCUAAUGGAUACGUUUGCAGGUCUGCCCCAACGGGUUUUGUGGAAAUUCGAGGAUGAUCAGCUGUCGGAGAAGCCAUCAAAUGUGUUUAUAAGCAAGUGGUUUCCUCAACCGGAUAUCCUGGCCCAUCCGAAUGUGAAACUAUUCAUCACCCACGGUGGUUUAUUGAGCACCAUCGAGAGUAUUUAUUUUGGAAAACCAGUCUUGGGUCUGCCAGUUUUCUACGAUCAGCACUUGAAUGUUCAGAGGGCCAAGCAGGCGGGCUAUGGUCUUAGUGCGGAUAUAUGGAGUACCAAUGCCACAGAACUCAUUUCUCUAAUCCAGGAACUGCUGAAUAAACCCAAUUAUGCCGCAGCAGCUCAGAUUAAGUCCAAAUUGUUCCGAGAUCAAAAGGAAACUGCUUUGGAGCGAGCCAUCUGGUGGACCGAAUAUGUUUUGAGGCACAAGGGCGCCAACCACUUAAGAUGUGCCUCCCGGGAUCUGGACUUUAUCCAGUUUCACGGUCUGGAUACCUGGGGUCUGAUCAUCACAAUCACUUUUGCGUCUCUACUGAGCUUUGUGACUGCACUGAACUACCUUCAAAGGGGUCUCAGUUAUAUCAUCUCAAAGCUCCGUAAGAGGUCUAGUAAAUUGAAGACCCAGUAACCAAUUAAAUUCCAUUAACUAGUCGAGUUUAUGCCGCCACCGAUCUUUAUAUACAUUUGAAAUUAUUUGUUUUGUUAUAAGCACUUAUAAGUACUAAUAUUAAGUAUCUAUGUAGUUCCAAUUGAAAUAUAUAAAAUGAAGACAA
Drosophila subpulchrella is the source of this 1778-nucleotide messenger RNA. RefSeq names its product UDP-glucosyltransferase 2 (gene Ugt35A1). Gene Ontology annotation, molecular function: UDP-glycosyltransferase activity. The record is from RefSeq and is a predicted model, not a curated record. The transcript is spliced from 2 exons. The coding region runs from base 29 to 1633 and encodes 534 amino acids. Lineage: Eukaryota; Metazoa; Arthropoda; Insecta; Diptera; Drosophilidae.